This is a messenger RNA of Xyrichtys novacula (pearly razorfish), 2741 nucleotides long. The record is from the annotation of a GenBank genome assembly. NCBI's taxonomy places the organism in Eukaryota, Metazoa, Chordata, Actinopteri, Labriformes, Labridae.
GUUCAUAUGCGCAUGACCGCGCUGCGCGUUCUCGCGGUCAUCUCUGUGGACGAGCCUGCAUCGUUAGUGAAUAUCCUCUCUUCAUCUCUCCUCCAUCAGAAAUAAACCGGGACAAACAAAAGGAAUUAAGGUAAGAGGAAACUAUCAGGUUGACUGAUUAUCAGGAGCGUGGGUGUUUGAGCUCACGGAGUGUUUUUGUGUUCAAUGGUGGGGUGGACCAUCACAGUAGCAUAAAAGCUAAUUUAUAAAAACACUGUAAGGAUAACAUCAUCCAUGCGUUCAUAUGGUACGUGCAUUUGUAAAAUAUCAUCAUGUUGUUGAUAAUGAAAUGACAGAAUUUUAUGUAUCUCUGCUGAAUGACCGAGCUGUCUGCUAGAUCUCAAUAAUAUAUCAAAUGGUGGCCUGUGAUCACUGCUGGCAGAAAUACCAUCUUUUCCCCUUUUCUUCAUAUCACACCAUUGACUAAAUUUAAUAUGUGGGAGAGAGAGAGAGCUGAAAGCCUGGAGUGAUUUUCUCUGAUAAACAUGUUUAUUUAUAAACUGACCUACUUUGAUUCAGAGCCACAAUCACAGAGAUUUUUAUCUAUCUAGUUCAAGACAACAAAGAACAGACCAACACCUCACAUAUUUGGAUCAGGACAACGACCUGAGUUCAGUCAUGUGGAGAGAGCGUAUUAUGUCACUGUGAUUUUUAGACAGUAUUGAUCAGCAGCAGAGGAGAGCGUGGUUUGUUUGCAGCAGGGAUCUCCCUCUGCCAAAAUCAGCUGAUCGUUUUUAUGAUUUAGAGCCUGAUGGAAAAUUAAAGGCACAGUGAUUUAAGCAGAGGACGGCCUCAAAUGUGAUUCUUCUUCUUGCACAGAUGACAGGAAUGAACCAGUUGGUUGCGACCUGCUGGACUUGCCUCCUGCUCUCUGCUUUCCUGUGUGAGCCUGUGCUGUCCAAGGGCGGUCGAGGGGGCUCCAGGGGCUCCUCUCGAGGUUCCUCCUCCCGCAGCUCCUCAGCAGGGACUUAUCGGGGCGGAGGCGCCUACGGUGGGACCCGCUCUCGCUUUAGGGUGGCAGGGAGGUCGUCUCCGGUGAGGGUGGCUAGUGCAGCAGCGGCAGGGGCUGCAGUGGCGUUAACAGCGGAUAAAUGGUACGCCUCUGCUUACCGCCGCAGCAACACUGACAACUCGGAGGAAGAGCUUGACUUCUCCAACAGGACCAAUUAUUUUGAUGCACUGAUGUCAGGCUCCACCCGAAACAGAUCAGCUCUGUACCAACUGCUCUCUGUUAUUAUUGCCACAUUUUCCCCAAAGUUUGGACUCUUACUGGACAGUUUACUGUAGAGGUUCAGGUCAUUUUUUAGGAAAAAUCUCAGAUUCAGGCUAACAUCCGAUUAUAUGCGGGGCGGUUCUCGAAAGACUAAAUUAGAGGUGCAACAAGGCGUGUUAAGACAAAACAAUAACAAAUAACAUCACUGUACUGUAUGUUUUUGCACAUAUUAUCAUCCAUACCUUCAGACAAAUGUACAUUACCAGCACAGUGAUCAAUGUGACGUUUCACCUCUUAAAGACCGCGCCCUUGUCAAACCUACAUCAGUCCAUGUGUUGGGCUGAAGUUGAGGGUUAGUUUCUUUACCUAAAUCCUGAUUCCUGUGUCUGAUGAAGGUGUCAAUUAUGAGCUGCUGCAAUUUUCUGUGAUGCAACACUCGGGGCGGGAUGCUCAGUUCUUCCACAGUGACGUAAAGCAUUUUAUAAAGAGAGGAAAAAUGUUAAAUAAGCCCCAGUAUACUUAUAAAAGUAUAAAAAUGAUCUAGUGUAAAUGACAAAAACAGUCUUAUAAAAGGAAAAUGCCAAUUCAAUAAAUUCAGAUGUAAUAGUGAAGCGAAUAAUGACAAAAAUAAGAGUUAAACAUGAUGACCCCUUAAAACUGUGCCCCACUGUAAGUGGAAGAUUUUGAUUUUCCUGCUCUGAUCUGGAGGUCAGAGAAAAAUGGCGCCUUGUGAAUAUGAUGAAGAGUAUCCGUAAAGUGUACAAUCAAACUCCUGGCUGCCAAUCUAUAUAGAGUGCCAAACUAAGUUACAAACAAUAAAUUGUAUUUUUAUAUGAAAAGAUUGACACUGAACAACCAGAUCACUGCUCAGAGCAGCUGGAAGUAAGUUUUUGACUGACUGGAGUUCAUGGAAACCACUGAGGUUUAAGGGACCAGCCAUCUAAUGAUUUUCUCUGAUUAACAGUCAAACUUUGAAGUUGACACCAGCAUUUUCUGAACCCUGAAUCAUAACUGCUGUAAAGUAGUUUUAAUUCUUUAUUUUGACUUUUACGGUUGAAAAUAACCCUCUUUUUACUGCACUCUCAUGAAGACCACAUUUGAAGAUUUUCCUCAGUGUUUGGACUAAUUUAUGACAUUUUAUGUCAUUUGUCAUGGCCAUGAAAAUGCCUCCACAAUCAUCUCAAACUUUUGUGCAAUUCAGAACCCUUUUAUACACUUGAAAUCGAAAUAUAUCUGUUCUCAGACCCUUCUUAGCUGGGGUGACUCCAACAGUUAACUGCUGCUCUCUGUUUUUCAUGUUUCUUCAAGUUUCCUCAGUCUGUCUCUAUAUCCCAGAGCUGAUUUUUACCUGCAGCAGACACUCAGGAGCAACAGACUGUUUCUUCACAUCUAUAAGUGCACUCUGUUUUACUCGACAACCCCAAUGUAUAUGAUAUAUAAAGAAUUUGUUAUCACUGUCUUUAUGCUAAUAAAUAUCCUGUUUACACCA